Molecule: messenger RNA, 4067 nt
Organism: Argiope bruennichi
Lineage: Eukaryota; Metazoa; Arthropoda; Arachnida; Araneae; Araneidae
Exons: 4
Coding region: 350-2191 (613 amino acids)
Source: RefSeq, a predicted model, not a curated record
CCAUUGUCUCAGGUGGGACCGUAUUCUAGCAAAGAAAAGGAAUAAAAUUCAUUUCCCGUUCUUAACUGACGAUGCCUGCUGAAGCUGGUAAACCAUAAAUAGCAUUGCAGAGACGGUUUAGCAUCCCCCCAAAGGCUCUGAAUUCAGAGUGUGCUGCGGUUGCACUAUUUCCAAAUUUGGGAGGAAACAUGACUCUCCUGGAGGGUUCAUUACUUUUAGGAGCUUGUCGAAAACAGACCCUCUUCCCAUCUUUACUUUAUACUGGUGGAUAUUGUGAAAUGCAGGUUCUGUCAACAUGACUUAGGCUUCUUAUCGAAGUUAUCAAUGCAAGCCUACUGGAUUUUUUGUAAUGUACACUGAUGAACCUGGCCCUUCAGUCAGUCAGAAUAAUGCAAAAAGCUGUAUACAAGCACUUCUAAGAAAUCGGGAGCAGAAUCUCAUUUCAAGCCGAUCACCACCAAAUAAUUUCAAACAAGAAUCUUCAUAUUUUAAUAAUAAUCUUGAUGUGCCAUUGGAAUUAACAGAUUUGGAGAUUGUUUCAUCUAAGGAUUGUGAACAGCCUACUAGUUAUUAUAAUACUGAAGAUAAUUGUCUUGAACCUCUUGACAAUCAAAACGAUUUCAACUACUCUCAGAAGCUGUUUCACAUAGCUGACGGAAAUCUAUAUAGUAUAUUUUCUCCAAUACAAGGAAGGAGUUACGGAAUGAAGCCAUCAUUUUUAAGGAAACAGAAGUACACAGUCCAAGAGUGCCACACUCGAGGGCGUAAGAAUUUACGUAAAGGAUUGAAAUUCCACAAUUUUCUUCCAUCAGAAAGUGUGACUUCUGAAAAAGACAAUGGCUACCUCAGAACAAAAUGGAAAGUUCAUUCAGAAUGUAGAUUGAAAGAAGAACAUGGAACAAAACAAAUUACUAUUUCUAACUGGUCUCAAAGUGUUCAAAAUUCUUCAAGUGAUUCUCCAGUUGUUACUAGCAAACAGUCUACAGUAAAAUCUGAUUCCACUGUACGAUUAAGGACAGACAAUGCAGCAAAGCAAAAUACUAUGUCAAAUUUUCUCAAAAAUCAUCAAUCAAAUAGUAGUACAACUUCUAACGAUAAUAUUGAUCCUUAUGACUUUAGUUUAAGUCUGCAAUGUAACUCAUUUCCAAAUACUGCCACCUUUACAAAAGAUUUAAAUGAAUCUAUGAAUGUUGGUAAAAUUCAAAAUGGAAUAAGAUCUGCUACUUCUAAGAAAGAUUCUCUGAAUUCUGUAUUAAGUUCUUUACUUGACAGACCUGAAGUUUCUGAAAACCAAAACAACACUUGUGAUAGAACUGAAGGUUCUGCUAAAUCUCCUUGUCCAAAUCAGAAGCAUCGAAGAAAACCUCUACAAACAAGGAGGGUUGUGCCUUAUGUACAGUACUUAUCCAUAAUGGAAGAAAAUGAAGGAGUGCCUUUAGAUCUUUCUGCAAAAUGUGUACCUGAAAGUUCUGACAUGCAAUUUGAAAAUGAUGAAGUUAAACAUUCUUCUGAGGAAAAUAUGGAGAAUUAUUUAAACUCAUUGACAAAUGGCACAUCAUUUUUACAAACCCAUAAUGAUAUUAUCUCAGGAACUAGCACAAAUUCUAAUUAUUCUCCAAAUGAUAACAUCUUUCAGAACUCUUCUACUCUUGGUAGUCUGCUUCAAAAUCAAACACCAUUAAUGUUUCUGUCACCUUCCAUAAAUAAUGUGAAUAUCAGACAACCUUUUCCUAACCCAGUUGGAAAGGUAUCGCAAGAAAUGACCAAUAUUAAUGGCAAGUUAAGUUUGGCAUUGAAUGCCAAGCAAAUUAGAAUCAAAAAUUCAUAUCCUUCUCUAAAUAUGAAUGCUGGUCAUUCUUCAGCCAGCAACAUGCCAUUUUCUGUUCAUAAAUCUCUCAUAAAAGAAUCUCAGUCUAGAACACGUAGACGUAACCAGAGAUCUGUCAUUAAGCAAAAGCUUGAAGAUACUUUCAAGCAGAAUGGCUUUUUAGUGAAAACAAAGCAAGUAAGUGAUGGAGAAGCUACUUUCUGUAAAUUUAGGCAACUUCGUAAAUAUACUCGCUAUUACUUAAAGAGUUGGCAACAUCAUUUACCUGAUGAAGUAAACAAGAUGUGGAAAGGAUUUCUCCCACCUAAAACUGUUCUGCCACCUGCUGCGGGUAAUACAGAACAUACUGAAGGAGCACCAUGAAAAUAUACAUAUUUAUAGCAUUGAAGUAUUUUUGUAUUUCUAAGUACUUGACUAAAUAAGUUAUUUAAAUCAGGAUUUCUUGAACUUUUUGUCAGUAAAAUGUCCCAAAUUGGAAAAUUAAGUCUCAUAUAAUUAUUAUAAUUGAUGAAAUCUACUUUAAUGUGGUCAUUAAAAUGAUAACCCAAUCUAUCAAGUGAAAUAUUUGUAUUAGGAACCCUUUGAUGACAUUUCACUAUAGUGUUUGUCUUUGCCAAUUUCAAAAGGCAAAACAAAUGCUAUCUCAAAAGAAUAAUAGAUUUCAAUUCUACAUUUUUUUUUUAAGUCAAGAUGUUUUUAAAAACAUUUUUUUGCUUACAUAUGUUGAAAUUUGUAACAGAUGAAAAUUGCAAACCUAGUAUUAUAUGAUCCAAUAAGGAUCAUAACCUGCUGUUUAAGAAGUCUUGAUUAAAGGCAGUAUUAGAAAAUUACCUCUUCAGUUUUAAAUUUUAUUGCCUUUGAAGUGAAAAGUUGAUGUUAAAAUUUUGACAUCAACUUUAUAUACAAUAUUUAAACUUUGAAAUAUAUAAAAACAUUUUAAAAUUGAUUAUUUUAUGACAACAUAAAAGUUCUAUUUUAAAAGUUUGAGCAAAAUUUAAGCAUUUAUUAUUUUUUUAAAUAAUUCAAAAACAGUGUAUGUUAAAUUAUUUAUUAGUUCAUGGAAUAAGGCUUCCAAAUGUAUCAUAUUUUCAAUAUUGCCUAAAACAUUUUCCUGGACCAUUGGGAAAAUUUUUCUGGUCUCUACCAAUUCAUUUAUUGGCUAAAUAUUAAAGAAAGCAAUGUGACAAAAUAAAAUUAACUUCAUUUCCUUCUGCAAAUAAGAACAGUAAAGUAAAAAUUUUAAAAAAAUAAAAUAAACCAGUUAAUUAUAAUUUGGGUAAUACAAUAGGCCAGUUUAUAAUCUAUUUCUUUUGUAAUGAACAUAAAAUUAAAUUCAGGAUCCUAUUUUGAAAUUGUUUUUUAAAACAUUUUUUAAAAAAAAACUUUAAAGUAACAAUUUGAAAUCAAAUGCAUGUACUAAAUAAGUUUUUGUUGAGUAUUUCCUUUUAUUGAGAAUGACAUUGAAAUGCCAAUAAAAUAUUUCAUAAUUUCAAAAAAAAAACACACACAAAUGAAUAAUUUACUUAGUAUUGUAAUUUUAGACGUGUGUUAUGCUCAGGGCAGUAUUAGUGCCUUGACUUGCUAAGCAAGUUACAUGUGUUCAAUUUCUAAGACACUUUUAUAUGCGUGCAGUAUUUUCAUAAAAAUUAUUAUUGUAUAUGGAUAGUUGUUAAAAAUAGGAAAGUUUUAAAGCUUUUUUGCAUUGGUUCACAAUUAUUUAUCAUUCAUGCUCAUUGCAUUAGCUUUUAAUUUUAACCAAAGUAUGUUUUUAAGUAGUUAUUUAUACUAAAUAAAUUUAACAAAUAACUUCAAAUGGAAAUAAUUAUAUGUUACCUAACAAAUAAUUUUUGUUUAAAAAAUGAUUUAUUAAUUAAAUAAAAGAAAAUAUUUUGCAUACAUAAGUUUUGUACUUAAACUUUUUAAUGUGUAUGUUUUAAGAAAAUAAUUUUGAGUAUCCCCCCCCCCAAUUGUAUUUAUUUUUACAGUAUACUAAAUAUACUAUACUGUUGCUAGAAAUAACAAGGUUCCUUCUUUUCAUUGAAAUUGUUUUUAAAAAAAUUCUAAUAAUCUCAUUUUAAAUGCAAUAUAACUUCAUAGAUAUAUGAAUAUGUAUCAACUAUUGUUUGAAUUUCUAUACAUCAAUUUGCUUUUAAGCAGUUUGUAUUCUAUGUAAAGAUCUAAAAUGUUUUUCAAUAUAAUGCUUAUAAUUUAUUAAACUCCUUGCUUUUUUUAAUUAAUG